Molecule: messenger RNA, 2157 nt
Organism: Nilaparvata lugens (brown planthopper)
Lineage: Eukaryota; Metazoa; Arthropoda; Insecta; Hemiptera; Delphacidae
Product: N-acetyltransferase ESCO1-like
Exons: 7
Coding region: 45-1616 (523 amino acids)
Biological process (GO): mitotic sister chromatid cohesion
Cellular component (GO): nucleus; chromatin
Molecular function (GO): protein-lysine-acetyltransferase activity
Source: RefSeq, a predicted model, not a curated record
UUAAAUUUUUCCAGUUAAUGUAGAAAAUACAUUGAAGCUCUGCAAUGUCUUCUACAUCAUCUAAAAAAACACAGAUAUUGAGAAGAAGUCCGUAUUCAAGAGAAGGCGAUCAAGAAUGGCUCAAAACUCGUAUAAGAGCUACUAAACUACAUUCAAAAGAAGAAUCAUCAGCAAAAAGUGCAGAAACAUCUAAUUUAAAAACAUCACUCUCAACUGGAAAGAACCCUGAUGUCUCCUCAGAAAAAUCACAAAUUUUAAGAAGAAGUCCAUAUUCAAGAGGAGAUGAUCAAGCAUUGCAUAAAACUUGUAUGAGAGCUACUAAAUCAAAUUCGAAUGAAAAAUCAGCAACAAUUGCAGAACCAUCUAGUUCAAAAACACUACUCUCAACUGGAAAGGACCCUGACGUCUCCUUAGAAAAAUCACAGAUAUUAAGAAGAAGUCCAUAUUCAAGAGGAGGUGAUCAAGCAUUGCAUAAAACUCGUAUGAGAGCUAUUAAAUCAAAUUCGAAAGAAAAAUUAGCAGCAAGUGCAGAACCAUCUAGUUCAAAAACAUCACUCUCAACUGAAAAGUACUUUGAUAUCCCAACACCGUCUGAUUCUGAACUAUCAUCAACAUUAUCUGAUAAAUUUCCAUCAUCGCCGACGAUAGAACCUUCAGAAAACAAUGCAUCUACAAGAUCAAGAGAUAGAGUGCCACUACAAAACGUUACCAAUCCUGAAAGAGUUGGAAAAUGGUUUGUUUCCGGCCUCAAAACUCAUGAGAGAAGAGAUCUGACCAGAGUUUUGAAAUAUUCAAUUUUCAAAAAAACUGAAGAAAUCAGAUACCACAGACCAGAAGAAAAGUUUUAUAAAAUUGAGGAAACCAGAGAAAUUUUGAAGCAAAGACAGUUGGAUAGACAAGAAGAUGAAAAAAUUGAUCAUGAAAUGAAGGUAGAAGCUAAAAGAAUUCAGCAUAAAAGGUUCUUCAAAAGCUCAGACAUUCCGGCUCAUCAAUACAGCUGUGAAUGCGAGUUCCCACAUCCUGAUUACUGGAGCGAUCAAAUGAUUGCAGAAGUGCACAGAAACUUCUACAAGAUCAAAUAUGAUCUCAAAAUUCCUAAGGAAAUGGAUCUGUUUCACAAUAGCGAAGCAACAUUAAUUAAACUAAAGAUGAAUGAACGAAAUGCAUGGACAAAGAAAGCCCGACAAGCUAUUGAAUUCAUUGACAUCGAAUUGGGCUGCAGCGGAAUCACUACAAGACAUUCACCUGACUCUCAGGUAUAUAUGAUGCUUCAAAACAACACGAUAAUAGGGUGUGCAGUGGCUAAUGAGGCUCAUCAAGGAUUUAGAUUAGUUUCGAAACUUGAAGACCAACCAUUGGUUUCACCCCAUCCAGAACCCAUAGAAUGUGGGGUGAGUGGGAUUUGGGUCAUACCCAAAUACAGACGGCAUAAGAUCGCUUCAUUCCUGCUCGAAUAUGUUAGGAGAUAUUUCAAGUCUGAGAUUUUGAACAAGGAAUCCAUCGGAUUCUCAGACCCCAGCGCCUUGGGAAGGUUGCUCAUCGCCAGUUACAUGGGAAAAUCUGAUUUCAAAAUAUAUUUUCCUGAAUAUAUGGGAUAUGUAGAGAAAGAAAUUUAGGUUGAAUGAAGUAGACUAUAAUUGAAAUCCAAUGAAAAAGAAAACCUAAGAUAACAGAUUCAAGAUUGCCGUGUGUAUAUGAUAUUAGAAGAAUGAAGUUGCUUCAAGAAUAAAGCUUAAAAAAAUAGUUUAUAUUUAGUUGAUAGCAUCAUUCUGUGAAUAAUUUGAACCUCCUGAUGAAUAGUUUGAAAAUAUUGUAAUUCUGCAAUAAGAGACAUUUCGAAGAUUAAAGCUAGGAUAUGCAUCCUAUUUCACAUUCAUAUGUAUUCGUCAAAUGUAUCCUUGUAAGAAUUAUUAAAUUGUAAUUUUUAUAGUUUUUAAAAAAUAAAUCAUUUCCAAUUUAAAGUUAAUAGAUUAGAAUCAUUAAAUAAUUGCUUUUUAAUGAGCCAUUAAGGCUACAUAAAAAAUCCUGUAUUCUAAUGUUGUCUAUUCACAGUAUCCAUCAGUGCCUAUUAAUAUGGAUGAAUAAAUAUUGUUUUCUGAUCUCAAGUAACAUAUUUUGAUAACCAGUAGUUCUGUGAACAGUAGACCUCGUGCAGUU